GUUUGCCGAGUCUUAUAACGAGCCAAGUCCCAUUACAAGGCUCUGAAGAAUGCUCCUCGCUGGACACUUCUGAGUGACGACAUCCAUCCCCGAAAAUCAACGGCAGCACACACCCGGCUCCUCAAGAAGGUUGACGACUCGCUGUCGCGACUUUCAGCAAUUAUCACCCAGUUCACAACAUCUGCGAAUCGGCCAUUAUGAUCCGCUCAACGCACAAUGGUGAUCGUUACGAACUUUUCGACCCAAUUGCGAUGCCUAAAUCCGGCGGCUUCCUCUGGAACCAGAAGAUGAUGAUCCAAGUCACCUGCCGCGGCUACGCAACAGCACAGUUCAUGCAGCCUGAGCCUGCAAAGUAUGUCCACGCUCCGAAUCUUGAGGCCAAAACCUUCAUGCAGCCGGAGCAGAACUACUAUACGCACCAUCCCGGGCGAUUUGUCUAUGUAAAAGAUGAAGAGACGGGGGACGUCUGGUCGAUACCUCAUGAGCCUGUACGGGCUCAGCCGGAUUACUUCGUGUUCUCGGUGGGCAAGAGCGACAUCUCAUGGAUGGUGGAGAAGGAUGGUGUGAGGGUGGAAAUGACCCUGUUACUCCCAACUGAAGAUGUCGCUGAACUGUGGACUGUCAGAGUGACCAAUGUCUCAGAUCGGAAGCGCAAGGUCAGUGUGUAUCCUUACUUCCCAUUCGGAUACAUGUCCUGGAUGAAUCAGGAGGCUGAGUGGAACGAGAAAUUGGGCGGUAUUGUGGCAAGUUGCAAGACGCCGUACCAGAAGGCGGAAGACUACCCGAAGACCAAGUACCUGAAGGACAGGACGUACUUUCUGUGCGAGCGGAAACCGGCUGCUUGGGAAGCUAGGCAGGAGGCUUUUGAAGGCGAGGGCACCCUGCACGAUCCUCAAGCACUGAAGGCGGAGCAGUUGAGCAACAGCGAUGCGCGUUACGAGACACCCACAGCUGCGGUUCAGUACCGAAUUGAGCUUGCGGCGAACAGUUCCGAAGAAUAUCGAUUCUUACUAGGCCCAGCAUUUGACGAGGCAGAAGUGCUUUCCAUGCGCGAGAAGUAUCUUAGCGAGCGUGACUUCGCACAGGCACGGAAGGAGUAUGAAGCAUACAUUGCGGCAGGCAGUGGUUGCGUUCAGAUCGAAACGCCAGACAAGGAUCUCGACAACUUCGUCAACAAUUGGUUACCACGCCAAGUAUACUACCACGGCGAUGUGAAUCGACUCACAACCGAUCCUCAGACGCGCAACUACCUACAAGACAAUAUGGGCAUGGCCUAUGUCAAGCCUGAUACAUGCCGCGAUGCGAUUCUUACCGCAAUUGGGCAACAGGAAGAAAGUGGCGCAAUGCCUGACGGCAUUCUACUCAUCGAGGGAGCAGAGCUGAAGUACAUCAACCAGGUCCCCCACACCGAUCAUUGCGUGUGGCUUCCUAUUGCACUCGACAUCUACCUCAGAGAGACUGGGGACUACGCACUUCUUGAAAAGGAGAUCAAGGGCAUGCACGGUGACACAUACACAGUUUUCGAACGCUUCAGCCGCGCAAUGGACUGGCUGCUCUCCUCGAUGUCCCGGGACGCUCGAGGCUUAAGCUAUAUCGCGCAGGGUGAUUGGUGUGACCCGAUGAACAUGGUUGGUCCCAAAGGUGUUGGUGUGUCAGGUUGGCUAACAGUCGCCACCGCUCACGCAGUGAAUCUCUGGGCCGAUGUCUGUGAACAGCUCGACAAUUCUGACGCCGCGAACAGAUACCGCGAAGGUGCAAAGGCUGUCAAUAAGUCAGCGAACGAACAUCUAUGGGAUGGCGACUGGUUUUCUCGAGGCAUCACAGACGACGGCGUCACCUUCGGCACCAAAGAGGACAAGGAAGGUCGCAUCUGGCUCAAUCCACAGGCAUGGAGUAUCCUCGGCGGCGCAGCUUCUCCCGGCCAAAUCGCAAAGAUCCUGCCACAGAUCGACAGUCAACUAUCAACUCCGUUCGGCGUUCUCAUGUUUGCGCCACCGUUCACCGCGAUGCGCGAAGACGUCGGCCGCGUGACGCAGAAGUACCCUGGGCAAGGCGAGAACGGGAGUGUAUACAACCACUCAGCGUCCUUCUACGCUUGGGCACUGUACUCUAUCGACGAGGCAGACCGUGCAUACGACUGCAUUCGCGCGAUGAUUGCUGGCCCAGAUGAUGAAGAUCUGCGAGCAAGAGGUCAGUUGCCGGUGUUCAUCCCGAACUACUACCGCGGUGGUUGGGGCAUCGAAAAGCUGCAGCGCACGGCGGGACGCAGUUCUCAGCUCUUCAAUACUGGCACAGUGAGCUGGGCGUAUCGUUGCGUCAUCGAAGGCCUGUGCGGUUUGAGAGGUGUGAAGGAUGGGCUGAAGAUUGCUCCAAAGCUGCCCAAAGGUUGGCGUGGAAUCAAGGUGAAGAGACAAUUUAGGGGUGCAAAUUUCGCGGUCGAGAUUAAACGUGGAGACGUGAAGACCGUGAAGUUGAGCUUAGACGGAAAGGAGGUAGACGGAGAUAUUGUUAAGAACGUGCAGGCUGGCAAGGCGUACAAGCUCGAUGUACAGAUUCCGUAGACGAAGCAUUCGCAGUAUCAUUCGAGCUAUAUACCUGCAGCAAACUACGG
Molecule: messenger RNA, 2611 nt
Organism: Didymella exigua CBS 183.55
Lineage: Eukaryota; Fungi; Ascomycota; Dothideomycetes; Pleosporales; Didymellaceae
Product: glycoside hydrolase family 94 protein
Exons: 1
Coding region: 198-2561 (787 amino acids)
Biological process (GO): cellulose catabolic process
Molecular function (GO): hexosyltransferase activity; carbohydrate binding
Source: RefSeq, a predicted model, not a curated record